AUGCGCAUGUUUUGCCUCGUAAGCACACGCGCCAGCCCCAUUCGGUUAUCGGUCCGUAAACCUAUAGCUAUGUCACAGUUUCUUUCUCGACUUUUCAACUCUACUGCUAAUCCCAAAAUGUCAUUUCCGGUUGAUAAAAGUGAGGAUGAAUGGCGAGCCAUACUUAACAAAGAACAAUUCCGUGUGUUGAGAAAACAAGGUACCGAAGCUCCAUUUGCCGGAAAAUACAAUGAGCAUAUGCCUAACGAAGGCGUAUAUAAUUGUGCUGGCUGUGAUGCGCCACUCUACAAAGCAACCCACAAAUUUAAGUCAAGUUGUGGAUGGCCAGCGUACUUUGACAGCAUUCCUGGCUCUGUUAUUCGACGUACAGAUAAUACACUAGGGAUGUCACGAACGGAGAUUUUGUGCGCUAAUUGUGGUGGUCAUCUUGGCCAUGUCUUUAAGGGAGAAAGAUACAAUACGCCAACAGACGAGAGGCAUUGUGUGAAUAGUAUCAGCAUCAAAUUUUCUCCAGAAGAGGCUUAA
Messenger RNA from Blumeria graminis f. sp. triticale, 525 nucleotides. Lineage: Eukaryota; Fungi; Ascomycota; Leotiomycetes; Helotiales; Erysiphaceae. The record is from the annotation of a GenBank genome assembly.